AUGCUGUCGCUCGCGACGCUAACGCCUGGCGAUGAUGCUCCCGGUCCUCUCUCCCCUGCUCCCGGCGGUCGUCGUCGCCUCAAGCUCGACAAAGCCGGCCGACCCGCCGUGCCUUGCGCCGCCGCCUCUUCUGGCCAUGGCGGAUCCUCCGCUGGCCUUGCUGCUCUUUCCGCCACUAGCGGGAUUGGCAGUCACAGGUUUCCCGGCUUAUUUGACGGCGCAUCCAGUGGCAGAAUUUACUCGGAAUUUAGAGGCGAGAGGGGGGAAUAUCCCCUUCAAAAUGGGGAAUACCCCCUUGAGAGGGGGAAGUACCCCCUUGCCGUCGUUCCGGACCUCCGCGCAAGCGACCUCGGGAGUUCCGCCGCGGACGCGCUGCUAGAAACAGACCCUGACGCGCCCGCCGGCGCAAACGCUUCCGCCGACGCGGACGAUGACGUCAGCAUCGACAUUCCCGUUGACUUGGACAGGCUUUUCCGCAAGUGCGCGGAGCAGCAGCAGAUGCUGCGCGAGGCGGAAGGCGGAGGGGGAACGGGCGGAAGAGGACUAGGGGGGGAUGCUGCACGGCACUUGACGACCUUGGCGGAAGCGGGGAAACAUGGGAUGACCAAGCUAUGGGCGGUUCUAGGGACAGGCGGUAAGGCUGCUUUAGGGGCAACAGGAGCGGUAUUUCCUUCCAGUGGGUCUCGGGGGAGUGACGAUCAUAGGGAUGAUCCCGAGGGAAGAGCGGAAGAAAAUAGGGGAGAGGGACGAGGUGGGGAGCAGGCCGUGAAGGGAGCUGCUACUGCUGCUGCUACUAACGAGUAUAAAGCAAUGCAUUUUCGGAGCAAGUCAGUGGCGGAGGGUCGGACAGGCUACAUUGGCCUAUCAGGGCCCGACACGUCACCAGGGGAGAAUGGCAGCAGCAGCGGCGCGAAUUCCAAGACCACGAACAGGAGCGCUAACAGCGAAAAUAGCGACGGCAGGAACACUAACAGUCACAAUACUACCAAGUCAGCCGGCCUUUGGCAUCGACAAUCCCUCUCCUUCCACCAUCACCACCAGCACUCCAAAUCCGUCACGUCUGUUCCGUCGGAUUUCCAGGCGGGGCUUGGCCCAACGGUCUUACCGUCGUCAGCAGCAGCAACGGCAACAGCAGCACCAGCACCAGCAGGAGCAGCAGCACGAGCAGGAGGAGCAGCAGCGGCAGAGGCUUUGGAUGAGUCUGUUUUGUCUGUACUCAGAUUUGAGCCCAACGCUGCUGCUGCCAGGAUGCGAGUCGAGACCGCUAAGGGUGUGACCCUCUUACUAGAUGCUUCCACUGGGCAGAUUCUAGCUGCUAGCGAAGCAGCUAAUAGGGAGGCUGGAGGGGCUGCACCAGGAGCAAAGGAGGAUGGGGAAGGCGGGAUGGGGCGCGAGGGACAGACUCAGCAGCAACAGCAGUUGCUGGUAGGUCGAUCGGUGUUUGAGUUGACUAACGGCAAGAUGACUAUAGCGAACUGGCAGGCAGCAGUGGCGGCGCUGCCCCCCGAUAGAGUCACAGAGAGCGUCAUUCUGAGGUUGAGGCGCACUGCUGUGCAACAGGACGAGCUGGCUCUGCUGGUGGGAAGCAUUUGCGCGUUCAGGAGGGAGAAAGGAGGAGGAGGGGGAGAGGGGGGAGGAAAGAGUGGGAGGGAAGGGGAAGAGGAGAGGAGACGGCUGGUUGGUGAGGAGUAUGAGGAGAGAGCAGAGAGGAAAGGGAUGGGGAUGGUGGGCAGGAGGGAAGGAAGGUAUGAGAGAGGGGUGGAGGAGAGAGGGAUGAAGGAUGGGAAGCGAAGGGGGCUGGAGCACAGGCAGCAGCGGCUGGGUUCAGAAAAAGGAGGGGGUUAUGGAGCGAGGCAGCAGAGGCGAGGGGGCGGCGGUGGUAAGAAAGAGAGUGACUGUAGUGAGAGUGACUGUAAUGAGGAUGGUUGUAGCGAGGGAGAUGGUGAGGAGAGUGGGAGCAGCGAGGAGGGGAGUGUGGGUGACCGACCGAGCCAGAAGCCGAAUGGACGGCGAGAUUUGUCCUCUAGCAAGGGGGUCAGAGGCUCAGGUGAUGGCGGGGUUGCGAGUGGGGUGAGGGAGAGGGGGAGGUGGAGUGAAGAGGGGAAGGGGGAGGUAUGGAGUGAGAAGGAGGAGGUGAGGAGGAGGGGGAGGGAACGAAGGUAUAGUAUUGGGAGUUUGGCCGAGUUGGCAGGGGAGAAGCAGCAAAAGCAGGAGAAGCAGCAGAAGCGGGAGAAGCAACAUAGGCAGCUGAAGCAGGGAAGGCAGGAAAAGCAGGAAAGGCAAGGGAAGCAGGAAACAAAGGCUUCAGAACUUUGUGGGUCAGAGUUUGACGAUAUGGAGGGAGAUGCAGAGGGGACAGGUGGAGCGAGAGGGAGAAGGGGGGAUGGUAGAGGGUUGAGGAGUAAAGGGGACGGGGAAGGGAGGAUAUCUGAGGGGAGGGUAUCUGAGGGGAGGGUAUCUGAGGGGAGGGUAUCAAAACGGAUGGUUUCAGAAGGGAGGAACGGGUCGAUGCAGACCGAUGAUGAGGAGGAGGAGAGAGGAGGGAAGAAGAUGGGGAUGCAUCUGAAAAUGGCACCAGGAGAGGAGGAACAAAGGGCGGAGAUGAGUGAGGGAAGGCAGGAGAGGAGGGAGGAGAGGAAGGAGAGGGAGGAGAGGGAGGAAUGGGAGGAGAGAGCAGAAUGGGAGGAGAGGGAGGAAUGGGAGGAGAGGCACGAGAGGGAUGAGAGGGAGGACAGGGAUGAGAAGGAGGAGAGGCAGGAGAGAAAGGAGAGGAAGAUGAGGGAAGCAGAGGAUGUGAGAAGGGCCAAGGAGCAUGACAAUGGGCGGUCAAGUGUGUUGGGUAGUGUGCCGCCCUUUCUUCGUAACCUGCGAUCCAAGAGCCUCGUUGACUUGCCGCUGUGGCGGCGCAGGGUGGUGGGAGGUGAUAGUGAAGGGGGCUCUACUGGUGCUGACACGGAUGGUGGUGGUGAUGCUGAUGAUGGGAGUGAUGAUGAUUUUGAAACCUCCAAUUCCUCCCGCCCGGUUUCAGUGCGCCGCAGAGCACAAGCUGCCAAUUCCUCCCGCCCGCUCAAGUUAGCCCUGGGGAAGAAUCAAGAGGCGUCUGGAAAGGCCACCUUCCUUCCUCGCUCCCUCACCACCACCUCCUCCUCCUCCAGUCCCCUCAAGGUAGCUCUCAGGAAGAAUCAAAAGAUGCUUGAAAGCUCAAGCACCCACCAGAGAACAGAGAACCCUGCAUCUUUGCCUCUCUCUCUCACCACCACCUCCUCCUCCUCCAGUCCCCUCAAGGUAGCUCUCAGGAAGAAUCAGAAGACGGCUGGAAACUCAAUCCCCCACCAGAGAACAGAAAACCCUGCCUUCUUGCCUCGCUCUCUCACUUCCUCCUCCUCCUCCUCCCGGCCUCUCAAGAUUGCGUUGGGCAAGAAGGUGAGGAGGCUGGAGGUUGGGCUUCGAGUGAGUGCGAUUGCUGGGGGAGGGAAGGUGGCAGGUGGGGAGGAUGAGGCCACGGGGAGACAACAGGCCAUGGGGAUGCAGAGGAGAGAGGUGGAGGGGAGGGAGUUUGCUGGUGGGGAGCGGAAGGAAGCGAGGGAGAGAGAGCGGGCUGUGAAGGCACCAGGCGCCUCCGCCUCCCACGCCGACACUGCUGCUGUCUCGGCUAUCAAGGUUGGGUCUGUGCGUUCACCUCAUUCCACCGCCACUGCACGGGACGAGGGUGCACCAAGGAACAGGGUGCCACCAGUGCCCCCAGUGCCAAGGCAUUGCUCCAUCUCCCCCCAGCCCUCAGCAUCCAGGGUCUCUGUUUCUCGUUCACACCCUCCCCACCCCUCUCCACCGCUCCUCAUCUCCUCCCCAUCUCCUCCCUCUGCCAGCCGCCUCCCCCCUUUGGUGGGCCAGAAAGGCCAUUCUCGCUCCCACUCUUUCUCCGCAGGCAUGCAACAGAGCCGUUACCAGAAUCAGUCGAGAAGGGGGGGAGUAGUGGGGAGGGGAGUAGGAAACAGAGAAGGAGGAGAAGGAGGAGGAGGAGAUCGAGGAGGGGAAGGGGGUAAGGUGAGUGUGAGGCGAGGAAAGGGUUUGCCAGCAAGCCGAAGCCUUGACUGGGAUGCAGUGGUGGGAGAGAGAGAGGGCGGAGAGAGGAGGGAGCAGAAAGGGAGGAGGGAUAAGGGGAGAGACGGGACGAGAGAGGGGGACAGGGAGGAGGAAAGCAGGCGGAGGAGGAGGGAGAGACGUUCUUUAGGAGCAGUAGACGUGGAGAGGUGGUUGGCUGGCGCUGUUGAUGGCGUGGGGGGGGUUGAGGAGCCGCAAGGAGCAGGGGAGGAAGACAUGUAUCCUCGUUUAGAGCUGAUUCCGUACAGCUUUGAAGAGCUGCAAAGCUACAGCUGGGGGCCUGAAACAACCAGUGGGUAUUAUGGGCAAGGCGAAGGCCAUGAGGGCAUGUAUCAUAAUGGGAUGGUUCAUGAUAUGGUUCAAGAUGGGAUGGUUCCAGGCAUGGUUGAGGCUUUUGGGAUGGGUGGAGGUAUGGGGGUGGCGCUUCACACUAGCAACCACGUGGAGCAGCAGCAGCAGACACAGCCGCAGCAGCAGACACAGUCGCAGCAACAGCAGCAGCAACAGCAGCAGCAGAAGCAGCAGCGGCAUCAGCAGCAAAAACAGCAGGAGCAUCAGGAGCAACAACAGCAGCAGCAGCAGCAGCAGCAGCAGCAGCAGCAGCAGCAGCAGCAGCAGCAGCAGCAGCAGCAGCAGCAGCAGCAGCAGCAGCAGCAGCAGCAGCAGCAGCAGCAGCAGCAGCAGCAGCAGCAACAGCAGCAGCAACAGCAGCAGCAGCAGCAGCAGCAGCAUCUGCCCAAGUCUCCCCUGUACCAAUCCACACCUUCCACAAAUCUCUCCUCUUAUUCGCCACACCAAGGGAGGGGACCCCUGGCUUUGACUGCAUACAGAGCAGCAGCAGCUGAAGAAGUUGAAGGCGUACCAUCGGGACCUAUCUCCCAUGCGCCUGCCUCUUUCCCCAUCCUCCAUACAAGCUAUCUCGACCCUCCGUACCUGUCUCCGCCGCACAACACCGCAGAGCUGCAGCCAAGUCGUGAGUUCAAAUAUUGUUCAGUGAAAAUGGCAGAGUAG
This is a messenger RNA of Closterium sp. Naga37s-1, 5112 nucleotides long. The record is from the annotation of a GenBank genome assembly. Lineage: Eukaryota; Viridiplantae; Streptophyta; Zygnematophyceae; Desmidiales; Closteriaceae.